AACAGACACAUUCUCUUCCCUCAGUAUCAUUUUCAUUGAUUUUUGAACAGCUCUCGAAUUACAUCGUUCUAGCAGAGUAAAAACUUGCCUAGCCUACGCUUCACUUCGCUCCAACCAACGUUUACAUUAAUGAAUAAUGCGGAAUUGAUUGAAAUAUAUUAGUGAAUUCUUCUAUUGAUAGGUUGUCAGCGCACAAAGCAGGAUGGGCCUGCACCGGAAGAACUGGCUGCUGGUGCUUGUGCCGACAUUGCUUCUUGCUAGUCUUCGAAAUUGUAUUGCGUAUUCAAGUGAAGAUUCAGUGGGUAACUACCUUCAUCAGCGAUUAAUACAGAUUAAUGGAAACAAUUCAAUUGACGGCAAAGCAGUUAGUGAUGAUGAAACGCCCGACUAUCGUUUGCCGACUUCUGUUGUACCUGACCAUUACCAAAUUCUAAUUUCACCGUUUCUGGAUGGAGCUGGAUUCACCCUCCAUGGAUCUGUGGUGAUUCAAGCGCGUGUGAUUGCUGAAACAAACAGAAUUGUGCUGCACAUGGGAAAUAUCGAUUUUAUAUCAGCAAGUGUAACGGAAGCGCAAUCGAAGUUACCUGAUGACACAGGUCGAAAAUUUCCUGCUUUUGUUAACUCAAGUUAUGAGAAGGUAACUGAGAAAUUGUCACUUAUUUUGGACAGUACAAUUCCAAAGGAUUCUGCUAUUGUUAUCGCUGUUCAGUACAGUGGGAGAUUGAUGGAUAACAUGAUUGGAUUUUACAAGAGCUCAUAUUUUGAUAAGGAGGGAAAUCUCAACUGGCUAGCCGCUACACAAUUCCAAACGACGCAUGCACGACAUGCAUUCCCAUGCUUCGAUGAGCCACAUUUCAAGGCCAAAUUCAGCAUUAGAAUUUCGCAUCAAUCGUCGCUAAAAAGUUUAAGCAACAUGCCGCUGAGUGGAAGCCAACCCACUGGAAAUUUAAUCUGGGACACUUAUGAAACUAGUGUGCCAAUGUCCACAUAUCUAGUGGCAUUUGUGGUAUCUAACUUUAGUUCAGUAUCAAAUACUCAUGGAAAUUUCAAGAUUUGGACAAGACCUGAAGCCGUUGAUCAGGCCAACUAUGCUCUCGACAUCGGACAGAAAUCUAUCGAUUACUUCUCCAAUUUAUUCAAUGAGAGUUACCAAUUGAAAAAAAUGGAUAUGGUUGCGGUUCCAGAUUUUUCAGCAGGUGCAAUGGAAAAUUGGGGCCUAAUCACUUACAGGGAAUCACGAUUACUGUACGAUCCCAGAGAAUCAUCAGAUGCUGCUCAACAGAGUGUGGCAUCUGUAAUUGUACAUGAGUGUGCUCACAUGUGGUUUGGCAACUUGGUAACUCCUGAGUUGUGGGGAUACUUGUGGCUGAGCGAAGCAUUUGCCAGAUAUUAUCAGUACUUUGCAACCACGAAGAUGGAGCCGAGUUGGAAAAUGGAACAGCAGUUUGUGGUGGAGCAACUUCAGGCAGUUUUUGGCACCGAUUCCCUGGAUUCUUCCAAGCCUUUGUCUCGACAAGUGGCGAGCCAGGAGGAAAUAGGAACUAUGGGAGACACUAUCACGUAUUCCAAGGGGGCGAGUAUUGUUCGGAUGAUGGAUCUGUCCUUCGGAUCUUCUGAAUUCAAUUCUGGACUGCAGGAGUAUUUGAAAUCAAAUAAAUACGGUUCAACAACUCCUGAUCACCUUUGGACUGCUCUCGCGAAUAAAAUAAACGCUACAAGCAUUGGUCUCCUGGAACCAUUAAAAAAUGCUAUGGAUACCUGGACAAAACAGCCAGGAUAUCCUGUUGUACAAGUCACAGUGAGCAAUGGAUCAUUAUCACUAAUUCAAAAACGCUUCUUCAUUCGUAAUCCGAAGAACACUGCCACCAGUGCUAUAUGGUCUGUUCCAUUGACAUGGACAACGCACAGUGAACGCAAUUUCCAAUCAACGAAACCCAAAUAUUGGUUUAAAACUGCAAACGCCACCAUCGAUGCAGGAAGUAAACCGGACGAAUGGGUGAUAGUUAACGUCCAGCAGAGCGGAUUCUAUCGAGUUAAUUAUGACGAACGUGGCUGGUAUCGUAUUAUUGGUGCGCUGAAAAGCGAGAACUUCGAGGAAAUCCAUGAAAUUAAUCGAGCGGCUCUCGUCGACGAUUUAUUAAAUCUCGCGAGAGCUGGAGAUUUAGACUAUAAGAUUGCACUCGAUGGACUAGAGUAUAUAAAAAAUGAAACUAAUUAUCUUCCAUUUAAAUCGUUUUUCAAUGGCUUCGACUAUCUUCAUAAACGUUUUGCUGGUGGAGAACACCAACAUUUUUUCAAGAAUUUUACGCUCAAUUUCAUCUCGAAAAUCCGUGAAAAAAUGGGAUUUGGAGACCAAUCGACCGACGAUCGAUUAACAAUUUUAUUGCGAGCAGAGUUGAAUAACUUGGCGUGCAAAUUGGAUGACGAAUUAUGCCUAAAAAAAUCCCAGGAAUACUUUGCAUUAUGGAGAAAGAAUGCCUCAAUUAUUCCAAAGAACCAUAGAGCGACGAUUUAUUGUUCGGCAAUGAGGCAUGGAACAUUUGAAGAUUGGGAGGCGUUACAUGAUAAAUACAUUAAUUCCAACUGUCCAACGGAGCAAGUGGUAAUUUUGAAUGCACUGGCAUGUACACAAAAUACGACCACUUUGGAAACGUAUCUACUUUCCGCGAUUACAGAGUAUAAACAAUCACGUAUUCGCAAACAAGACAGUAGAACAAUUUUCACUGCAGUUUCCAGUUCCAGUUUGGCUGGAGCUGAAUAUAUUCUGGAAUUUGUUAAAAAAUACCACGUGAAAAUGCAUGAAUAUUAUGGGAACUAUGAUACGACCGCUAGUAUCUUAUCAGCAGCGUCUCAACGGUUUUCCACGAAGAAUCUCGUGGAUGUUUUUGAAAGUUUCGUAAAAGCAAGUGGUGAUAUCUCGGUAUCAAUUCACGAAUCUCUACAGCAGUCACUUGAACUCGCAAAGUACGAACUGAGUUGGUACAAUGAGAAAUCUGUGGCCAUCAUUGACUGGAUCACUGCGUACAAUGAGAGGCAGAAGGGAGAGGGUCCCCCAGUAGAACAGAAUAAUUAUCUAUUACCAAAAAGCAUUAUUCCUCAAAGUUAUGUCAUUAAGGUCACACCUUAUAUUACGCCUGGGAACUUCACAUUUGAUGGAUAUGUUAACAUCACCACUCGAGUCAUCGAAAAAACUGAUAAAGUCGUUUUUCAUAUCCAUGAAAUCAAGAUCCACAGUAUUAUCCUGCGGGUGAAUAGCGAUGAGAUUAAAAUAAAAGCAACUAACGAGUUAAAAGAAUAUCAAUUAUUGGAACUGACGCUUGAGGAACCCUUAGCUACAGGGUCACCAUUAAUUAUUGAAAUUUCGUACACCGGAAUUCUGAAUACGAUCAUGAAAGGAUUUUACAGGAGUUCCUACAUCGAUGCGAAUAAUAAUACGAGAUGGUUGGCCGCAACUCAUCUGGAACCCGUGGGCGCCAGGAAAAUGUUCCCGUGUUUCGAUGAACCCGCUCUGAAAGCCACAUUCCGACUGAGCGUGAGUAGACCGCCAGGUUUUAAAGCUCUUAGCAAUACACCACAAAGAAUCGAGGUUGCCGAUGGCGAUCGAAUGUUGGUGACAUUCGAGGACACCCCCAUAAUGUCAACAUAUUUAUUGGCUCUAGUAGUGUCGGAUUUCAGAAGUACUUACGACGUUUUACGGUACGAAGCUUGGGCUAGGCCGAACGCGAUAGACCACGCAAAAUAUGCAGCUUCAGUGAUAUCUCCAGUAGUUGAAUUUUUCGAAAAAUCUCUCAAGAUUCCGUAUCAACUAAACAAGCUCGACAUGGUUGCACUGCCAGACUUCAGUUCUGGUGCUAUGGAAAAUUGGGGUCUCAUCACUUACCGGGAAUCCAAUAUGCUUUAUGAUGAUCAAUAUUCACCCAUAACUUCCAAGCAGGCGAUUAUCAACGUAAUUGCUCAUGAAAUAGCUCAUCAGUGGUUUGGUAAUCUCGUUAGUCCAGAUUGGUGGAAAUACCUGUGGCUCAGUGAAGGAUUUGCACGGUACUAUCAGUAUCACACAACUGCUCAGAUUGAAACAACUUGGGGAUUGGAGUCUCAAUUUGUGGUUGAGCAGGUGCACUCGGCAUUCGCAACUGAUGGAUUAACGUCUAGUCAUCCUAUGUCGCAUGAUGUUUACAGUCCAAGUGAGAUUGCGGGGAUUUUCGAUACGAUUUCCUAUGGGAAAGCCGCUAGUGUUCUGAGGAUGAUGGAGAAGGUUUUUGGAACGGAAGUGUUUUACAGUUCUCUCCAUGAUUACCUUAUUGCUAGGUCUUACGGAAGUGCAACACCCGCAGACCUCUUCGCAGCCUUCGAAAAAAAUGUACAACAAAGUAACAUUACCUUGGAUGGUACUGUGCAAUCAAUUAUGGAAAAGUGGACGAACCAGGCGGGGGUUCCAGUGCUGACUGUGAAUAUCGAUACCAGCAAUGUAAUAAUGUCUCAAGAACGUUUUCUGCUUAGUAAUCCUGAUAAAAUUCCCACAAAUCAAACUUGGCCGAUUCCAAUAACGUGGGCUUCUAAAUCGAGUCCAAAUUUUACGUCGACUACUCCUAGAUUGUGGUUCAGCGAACCCCGUCGUAUAGUUCCCCUGCCACACGGCGCUGGUGACUGGGUAAUUCUCAAUGUUCAACAAGCUGGAUACUACCGGGUAAAUUAUGAUAAUGUCUCCUGGACGCGGAUAAUAGAGGCCCUCAACAACCAAUACGAUCAAAUUUCCGAAAUAAAUCGAGCCUCAAUAAUCGACGAUCUCCUCAAUCUCGCGCGUGCGGGCUACACAAAUUAUGUUACUGCGUUAUCAGCCACUGAAUAUCUCACGCAAGAAACCAAUUACAUUCCUUGGAGGGCGGCCUUCAACGGUCUUUCCUAUCUCACUAAAAAAUUUACUGGUCGAGAGAUCAACAGCUGGUACAAAAAACACAUUCAAAAAAUACUGUCACCGAUUUAUGAAAAACUGAGUUUCGAUGAGCCAAAAAAUGACAGCCACUACAACAAAUUAUUGAGAAGAUACGUCGUAAAUUGGGCAUGUGCAUUUGACCUUAAAGAGUGUACCAGUAAUUCUACGAAGCUAUUCGCUAACUGGAGGGCUAAUGAAAAAGAAUUGGUCCCUGUUAAUCUCCGCAAUACAAUUUACUGCACCGCCAUUAAACGUGGAACGACCGACGACUGGAAUUUCCUGUGGGAUAAAUAUAAGACUGCACCACUUGCCACUGAAAAAGUAUUGAUACUCGGUGCACUGGGAUGCUCCGAGGAUAAAGUAUUAUUGAAGAAACUAUUGACGGCUGCAAUAACUGAGGACUCACCCAUUCGAUUCCAAGAUAGCACCAGCGUUUUUUCUGGUGUAUACAGUUCAGGACAUGCUGGAGCCGUUUUGACAUUAGAUUUUGUUAGGCAAUAUUACGUCGAUAUGUACAAGUACUAUGGUAGCUACAGUCCCGUUGAGGCUAUUUUAAGUGGAAUUUCCUCUCAAUUUUCCACGGAAGAACUUGUCGCAGAAUUCGAGAAGUUUGUGAAUGAAUUCGAGGUGAAAAUUCCCGAAAUUCAGAGCUCGUUGAGGUCUUCAUUGAAACGUGCAAAGCAAGAGCUCCAGUGGUACGAUGAUCGCAGCCCAGAAAUUUUCGCCUGGUUGGGGGAACGCUACGACACCUACGACUAUCGUCUUCCUACCACCAUUGUACCAACUAACUACAAUUUAUCAAUUCAGCCUUAUUUCGAGGAACGUGAUUUCACAUUUGAUGGAGAAGUUCAGAUUACCAUGAAUGUACAGCGCAGCACUUCGAUCAUUGUUCUGCAUACGAAUGAAUUGAAUGUUAACGAUGUUAAAGUUUAUGGUGGUCCUGGUGAAAUUCGAGAAUAUUAUGUCACAAAAUGGAACUCUGUGACGCAUAAAUUUACGAUUUACUUGAAGACAACUUGCAGGGCUGGCUCUUCUCUCCGGAUGAGUAUGAAGUACUCGGGAGUAUUGAACGACAAUAUGGUGGGAUUCUACCGGAGCUCGUAUCGGGAUAACUUGGGAAACAAACGGUGGUUGGCUUCCACUCAGUUUGAGAAGGUGGGAGCUAGACAGGCUUUUCCGUGCUUUGAUGAGCCGUCGUUCAAAGCGAAAUUCACGAUUAAUAUUGAGAGGGAGAAUGAAUAUCACACGCUGAGUAAUAUGCCUUUGGCUAAGUCAAUCCCAUCGGAAAAACAAAAUAGAACAUGGGACGGUUUUGAAGAAUCUGUGCCAAUGUCCACUUAUCUUGUUGCCUUCGUUGUCUCCGAUUUCAAAUCCGUGACGAUCAAAAAUGGGAACUUCAGCGUCUGGGCACGGCCAAAUGCAAUUAAUGAUAGUCAUUAUGCACUGACGGUGGGAGAAAGAUCUCUAAAGUUUUUGGAGAAUUACACUGGAGUGGAUUAUCCCAUCGGGAAAAUGGAUUUCGUUGCUGUCCCAGAUUUCAAUGGUGGAGCAAUGGAAAAUUGGGGACUGGUGACGUUUCGGGAGUACGGCCUUCUAAUUGACUCUGCAAUGACGCGAACUUACUUCACGAGGUAUUUGAGCAUUCUAGUGAGUCACGAAUUAACCCACAUGUGGUUCGGAAAUCUGGUGACUUGCGAUUGGUGGUCUUACAUUUGGCUGAACGAAGGAUUCGCUCAAUAUUUCGAAUGGCUCACUAUAAACGCUAGUGAACCAAAUUGGAAUUUGAUGGAGCAAUUCAUAACCCAUGAGUUACAGAGAGCGUUAUUAGAUGAUUCAGUCCCAACAAUGCGGCCCAUGAACAAUAAAAUGACGACCCCCUUCGACGAGGGAGAAGGAUAUGGUUCCAUCGCCUACAGCAAAUCUGCCAGUGUUAUCCACAUGAUGCAUCAGGCCUUUGGGGAGAAGAUUUUCAGAGAUGGUUUGCAUUAUUACUUGGACCAAAAUAAAUAUAGCACGGGUACACCAGAUAAAUUGUGGACUGCACUUCAAAGAAGUGCUAAUGCGAAUGGUGGACUGAAUAAUAUUAAUCAGGAUGUUGCCACUUUAAUGAGUUCUUGGGCUAAUCAAGCAGGGUAUCCCGUAGUUCAUGCCAGAUUUGUUAAUGGGAAUCUCACUGUGAAGCAGAUGCGUUUCUUACUAACGAAAGGCGACGCCAACGUCACUCAGACCUGGUGGAUCCCGAUUACCUUCCAAACCUCUGGACGCGGAGUAUCCAAUAACGGUCGUCCUGUAUUUUGGUUCAGCGGAAAGAACAAAACCGUAUCUCUACCAAAAACCGCAGACGAGUGGUUCCUGAUCAAUGUCGAGCAAAAAGGCUACUAUCGGGUUAAUUACGAUCCCGAAAAUUGGUCACGUAUAUUCGUAGCGUUGCAUUCAGAAAAUUUUGGAGGAAUUCACGCAAUCAACCGCGGUCAGAUAAUCAAUGAUCUCUUAAAUCUUGCCCGGGCAGAUGUCACCGACUACGAUACUGCACUGAGAAGUACCCUAUACCUCAAGAAGGAAUUGCAUAAUUCACCUUGGGAAGCAUUCUUCAGUGGUAUCGCAUUCCUGUCUGAUCGCUUUGGGGGUCAUGAGAUUGAUGAACUUUUCAAGAAGUACGUUCUGAGUCUCCUAGAGUUCUCAUAUCGAAAACUUGGCUUUUCGGAGAUCAAUAAUGAGGGGAUGCAGAAUAAGCUGAGCAGAGAGUUGAUAUUGCACGCCGCCUGUAAAUACAAUCACGAAGACUGUAUUGCUGAAGCUAAACGUCUUUUUGAUCUCUGGAAAAAUAAUUUGAAUAAACCAAUCCCUGUGAAUGCUAAGAAGGCGGUUUACUGCGCAGCUAUGAAAUGGGGUAAUUAUGAGGAUUGGAAGUUCCUCUGGAAUCAGUACCUCACCACCAACUUGGAGGCUGAGAAGGUAACAAUUUUACAAGGACUAGGGUGCACCAGAAAUCCAGAGGCAAUCGAUGAAUACUUCAAAGCUGCAUUAUCGGAAAAUGAUUUGAUACGCGAUCAAAAUAUUAAUACAGUUUACUCAUCUGUAUACUUAGCUGAUAGUUACGGGGUUAAUGUAACUCUCGAAUAUCUCAUCAGCAAUUAUGAUGCCAUUCGUAAGGGACACGGUGGCUGGGGAACUGUAACUAAUCUAUUUAAUGCAGUUGCAUUGAGACUUUCAACGCAGGAGGGAAUAGAUAGACUGGAGAAGUUCAUUAAUGCAAAGUCAGGUGAACUUAAGCAUAUCUUGAGUUCCCUCAAAGCAUCGCUGAAUGAAGCGAAGAAGAAUUGGGAGUGGUUCUUGAUUCACGAGAGGCUUAUCCAAUUUUGGUUGAUGAAUCCGCCUGUUAUAAAGCUCCCGGAAAUAUCAGGGGAAAAUGGUAAGGACAAUGCCAGUGGUAUGCAACCUUUUGUGGGAGUGAUAAUUGGUGCUUGUGCCGCAGUUGUGGCGACUUCCGUAUUUUUUCUUUGCAUCAUGACUAUUUGUAAGUACCGUAAGAAGAAAGCUAAUGAUAGAACGUAGUCAAUAAUGUAAUGAUAGGUAAAAAAAUAUUUUUUGUAUGAAUGAAAACAAAUUAUUCCUGAAAGUUAAUAAAUCCAAGUUAUAUACACGUUGAA
Molecule: messenger RNA, 8580 nt
Organism: Diachasmimorpha longicaudata
Lineage: Eukaryota; Metazoa; Arthropoda; Insecta; Hymenoptera; Braconidae
Product: putative aminopeptidase-2
Exons: 22
Coding region: 203-8485 (2760 amino acids)
Biological process (GO): proteolysis; peptide catabolic process
Cellular component (GO): cytoplasm
Molecular function (GO): peptide binding; metalloaminopeptidase activity; zinc ion binding
Source: RefSeq, a predicted model, not a curated record